Messenger RNA from Thlaspi arvense, 1010 nucleotides. The record is from the annotation of a GenBank genome assembly. Lineage: Eukaryota; Viridiplantae; Streptophyta; Magnoliopsida; Brassicales; Brassicaceae.
GCUCUUACUAAACGCUUCAAACGUUAACUUAGAGAGAGAGAGACGAGAAAAAAAAGAAGGAAAAAUCUGUGGGAGAAGGAAAAGAUAGAAGAAAUGGAGAAGAAGGUACCGAGAAGAUUGGAAGGAAAGGUAGCGAUUGUGACGGCGUCGACGCAAGGGAUUGGCUUCGGUAUCAUCGAGCGUCUCGGCCUCGAAGGCGCUUCCGUCGUCGUCUCUUCCCGCAAGCAGGCAAAUGUUGACGAAGCAGUAGAAAAACUCAAAUCACAAGGGAUUGAUGCAUACGGAAUCGUCUGUCAUGUUUCCAAUGCUCAACAGCGCCGGAAUCUUGUCGAAAAGACUGUUCAGGAUGUGGCUCCUCACCUAGAGAAGGGUUCUUCGGUUAUCUUCAUAACUUCCAUUGCUGGAUUUCAACCACAAGGAUCCAUGGCUAUGUAUGGAGUCACUAAAACUGCUCUUCUCGGACUAACUAAGGCACUUGCUGCUGAGAUGAGCCCGGACACACGUGUGAACGCGGUUGCUCCCGGUUUUGUGCCCACACACUUUGCUUCUUUCAUCACCGGAAACUCCCAAGUGAGGGAAAGCAUCGAAGAGAAGACUCUGCUUAACAGGCUUGGAACAACGGGAGACAUGGCUGCUGCGGCGGCUUUCUUAGCAUCAGAUGAUUCUUCUUACAUCACCGGAGAAACUUUGGUCGUCGCCGGAGGAAUGCCCUCAAGGCUCUAAACCAAAAUUUCCCACCAAAUAAUAGCACUACGAGGGAAACAAAAAAAAAGUUUUCAACGAAAUAAAAUUUCAAGAAAGAAAGUAGUAAUAAACUCAAGAGGGCCAUUGAAUGUUGGUCUUCUAAAAGAUAAUUUUUCUUCAUUAGAAAAACUCGUUUGGUAUACUAUGUCAACUACAACAUUUUGUUUACGAUAGUUUACUAAAACAAUAAGCAAAUAAUUGUAUUUUCUUCAGAUGACGAUAUCGUUAUUACUUUCAUACAAAAGAUAGGAUAACAUAUAUAGCAC